This is a messenger RNA of Malania oleifera, 1299 nucleotides long. Its product is annotated as cytochrome c-type biogenesis protein CcmE homolog, mitochondrial. The transcript has a single exon. The coding region runs from base 175 to 969 and encodes 264 amino acids. The record is from RefSeq and is a predicted model, not a curated record. Gene Ontology annotation, molecular function: heme binding. Gene Ontology annotation, cellular component: plasma membrane. NCBI's taxonomy places the organism in Eukaryota, Viridiplantae, Streptophyta, Magnoliopsida, Santalales, Ximeniaceae. Gene Ontology annotation, biological process: cytochrome complex assembly; protein-heme linkage.
UGCAUCUUAGAAUUGUUUGGAGAAAAUUAAAUAAAACUCUCUCUCUCUCUCGUCAAAGGUCGAGACUUUUCACUGCUACUGUUAGCCGCCGCAUCGGAGCCCUGUUUCCCCAAACGCUAAACCCCUAUAAAAACUUUUCCCACCGGUUUCUCCCAGAAACUCCGAGAAAAUUCAAUGGCCUCCAGGCUCAGCUGCCGUCUUGGAUCACGCCUCCUCUGGAACGCCACCCUCAUCAACUCAUCUCUUCGCCACCGCCCCCCUCUCAUUCACACCCUCGAAUCUCCGCUUUCGAUCUCUCCAAUUCUCCAUCCAAUCUCCGACGACUUCUCCUUCUCUCUCUCUGCCCUCCGCUUCCUCUCCACCGACGCCCGCCGCCCGUCCCGCCCCAAAAAAGUCGACAUCGGCGCCCGAGCCCGGCAGCUCCAGACCCGCCGUCUGUGGACCUACGCCGCCACCUUCAGCUGCAUCGCCGGCUUCAUUGUCAUCGUGCUCAACAACUUCCAAGACCAAUUAGUCUUCUACGUGACCCCCACCGACGCCCUCGAGAAAUUCUCCGAGAACCCUUCGAAGAAUAGGUUCCGAUUGGGCGGAUUGGUUCUCGAAGGGAGCGUGGCCCAUCCCGCGUCGUCUCCGGAGAUGGAGUUCGUGGUUUCGGAUUUGAUUACGGACAUUUUGGUCCGGUACCAGGGAUCGUUGCCGGACUUGUUCCGCGAGGGGCACUCGGUGGUGGUCGAGGGUUUUGUGAAGCCAAUUACCGAUGAAAUUCGGAAUUCGCAUUCGGAGACGAAGGGCGUGUCGGACAAGGCCAGGAGCGGGGAUUGCUAUUUUUCUGCGACGGAGGUGCUUGCCAAGCACGACGAGAAGUACAUGCCGCAGGAAGUGGCCGCGGCGAUCGAGAAGAACAGGAAGAAGUUAGAGGAAAGUGCAGCGGCAGCAGAGGCGCAGGACGGUGGCAGUAAGGGGUCAUAGGUUGAUGGGUAUGAUUCGAAAUUUCAUUUAUACGACAUCAUUUGAUUUCAGCGAGUAUGAUGUAUUGGAUAAGGAGGGGUUGGGGGGUUCUUGAAUAGCUCGAGAUUGUUUUGAUUAAAUAUUUAGGUAGGGGAAGAUAGUGAAUGGUUCUUUUUGUUGAGGAAGAGAUUGAUUUUGAUCACUCGAGGCUUUUGCUUUUGAAUUUUGUUGUUGUAGUGAGUGCCUCUUUGUUUUAUUCUAACCUUAUGAGUGCCAGGGAGCAAGAUUACUCUAUUUUUAUUUUUCAAUGGAUCAGUGAAUAAAUGCUAUUUGGAACUGGCUGUUGUAUUA